AUGAACGUUGGCAAAAUGCAAGCGCCUGGCCAGCAUCAGCAGCAUUUGCUGCAUCCGGCCGCCUCCGCUGCCCCGCCCACGCAACAACAUCACCUGCCCAUCGAUUACAGUUUGGGCAACUUUAAGCCAGCGAUUGCUGCUGAUUUUCCCGGAAGCCCCUUUGUCGGCGCCAGUCCACAGCAACCGCAUUCCUCAUCCUCAUCGCCAGCCACCUCCACGUCAUCGUCAUCACUGCAGGUGCGCGAUCUCAGCACCUUGACCACCAUGGCGGCGAUACCUUCGCCCACCCAACUGCUGCAUCAACGCAUGCAGCCUGCCCAGAUCACAGUGGAUGCACAUCAUCAUCAACAGCAUCAGCAACAGCAGCAGCAGCAGCAACAAAUGCCGCCGGCGGCAACUUCUCCACACGAUUAUGCGCCCAUGUCCGCCUUCAAGGCUGUGCUGCCAAAGAAACGAAGUGCCGACGAUGCUGCGCUGCCCUUUAGCAUAAACAGACUGGUCAAGACUGAACACCUGACGGCAAUUGCAGCCGCCGCUGGCUUAAAGCCGCCAUCUCUUGCCGCGCAUGGCGUCGCCCUGCCGGAGGACAACAACAACUCCAUCGCGAUGCUGAGCAAGAAUCAUCUGCAUCAUCAACAGCAACAUCAACAACCACUUCAGCAACAGCCUUCGCAGCGGGCCAAGCUGGAGCCCUACCUGAGUGCCAGCGAGCAGCUGCGUCAAUCGCGCUCCCGAUCGCGUUCACGUUCCCGCAGCGCCUCGCACUGUUCCUCACAGAUCGAUAUGGACGAUGCGGACAGCAGCCACGAGCGUUACUCCCGCCACUCGCGACGUUCGCUGCACUCGCGCUCCCGCUCUCGGUCUCGCUCCAGAUCGCGAUCGCAUUCGAGCAGCUCGUCCGUGGAGCUGGAGGUGGAUUCACCGCCUGGGAGUCCCAGCAUCAGUUCGCCCAGUGCCGCCUCGCUUUCUGCCUCCGAGCUGCUGAUCACGGCCAACAGCAGCAACAGCAGCACCAAGAAGUCCGAUCUCUUCUCAGUCUCUGCCCUGUUGCGACGCGAUGAGCCGACGACGCGACGAGCUCGCAGUCCGCCUUUAUCCGGUUUGGCUGGUGCCACAAGCUCAGCGUUGGCCCUGCCCACCAAUCCGCUGGAGGCGAUGCGACAAAGCUACCCGCCCAACUACGAUGCGAGCAUGUUCCAGCGUCCCAUCUUCUCGCCAGCGCUGCCCUUCUUCGCCGCCUUUGCCUUCCACCAGGGACAGCAGCAGCAACAGCAACAACAGCAGUCCGGACUCGGCGCAAGCUACCAUCCGGACUCGCAGGAAAAUCUCUUCCGGCUGCGCAACCUGAUGGUGCCACUCCAGUCUGCUGGCCAGAAUGGCACCACGGCAGCAGCAGCAGCGGCCGCCGCCGCAGCAGCCGCCGCCGUCGGUGUGGGCGUUGGGGUUGGCGUUGGAGUGGGCGUGCCGCCUGGUGGCGGACAUUUGGGUUUGCCACAUCCCCCGCAUCUGCAUUUCCAUCACAUGGCGGCCAAAUGGCCAGGCCUGCAUCAAUUCAGCGACCUGUACUCGUGCAUGAAGUGCGAGAAGAUGUUCUCAACGCCGCACGGACUCGAGGUGCACUCGCGUCGCACCCACCACGGGAAGAAGCCCUACGCCUGCGAGCUGUGCAACAAGACCUUUGGCCAUGAGGUCAGCCUCAGUCAGCACAGAGCCGUGCACAACGUGGAGAAGGUCUUCGAGUGCAAACAGUGCGGCAAACGCUUUAAGCGCUCCAGCACACUCUCCACCCAUCUGCUCAUUCACAGCGACACGAGGCCUUAUCCCUGCAGCUACUGCGGCAAGCGAUUCCAUCAAAAGAGUGAUAUGAAGAAGCACACCUACAUUCACACCGGCGAGAAACCACACAAGUGCCAGGUGUGCGGCAAGGCCUUUAGUCAGAGCUCCAACCUGAUCACACACUCCCGCAAGCACACCGGCUACAAGCCCUUCUCCUGCAAGCUCUGCCACAAGUCCUUCCAGCGCAAGGUGGACCUGCGUCGCCACAAGGAGACCCAGCACACGGAUCUCCGUGUCCACCUCGGCAAGGUGGACUUCAUGUCUGCCGCCGCCGCCGCCGCAGCUGCUGCCGAGCUGAGUGGAGCACCGGGCAUGGUGCAAGGUCUGUCCGCUGGCAAUGCGGCAACAGCAGCGCAGUCGACGGCAGCCCAAGCGCAGCAGGCUGCGACGCCAGUGAAUCCUCUGCAGAAGGUAUCACUGCUGGCAUAACAUGCCAAUGGCUCCUCCUCUUCCGCCACUUCCCUCUCCUCCCCGGUAGCCUCCUCUCGGACACCAUGUGCAAUAGCAGUCGGGUCGGAUCAUCGCACUGCAUUUCCAUUUGCCGCCUCACGUUGAAGCUGAAACUGAAACUGAAGCUGAAACUGCAAUUAAAAUUGAAAUUAAAGUUAAUGCAAUUUGAAUAGAUUAAGCCGAACAUUUCCAUUGUUGCCAAAAAAAAAUAAAAAAGAAAACUCAGCAAAAAAUGCAAAAAAUCUUCAAAAGAAAUAUAUACUACACAUCAUAGGAAAUACCAAAGACAAAUAUUAACCAAAAAAAAAUAA
This is a messenger RNA of Drosophila sulfurigaster albostrigata, 2597 nucleotides long. It is a transcript of the gene sens-2, whose product is annotated as zinc finger and BTB domain-containing protein 49. The transcript has 5 exons. Bases 1 to 2265 code for a protein of 754 amino acids. Gene Ontology annotation, molecular function: DNA-binding transcription factor activity; RNA polymerase II cis-regulatory region sequence-specific DNA binding. Gene Ontology annotation, biological process: regulation of transcription by RNA polymerase II. Gene Ontology annotation, cellular component: nucleus. Lineage: Eukaryota; Metazoa; Arthropoda; Insecta; Diptera; Drosophilidae. The record is from RefSeq and is a predicted model, not a curated record.